Molecule: messenger RNA, 348 nt
Organism: Penicillium brasilianum
Lineage: Eukaryota; Fungi; Ascomycota; Eurotiomycetes; Eurotiales; Aspergillaceae
Source: the annotation of a GenBank genome assembly
UGGAAUCUUCGGAAAGCUUUCAAGUUUCCAGCCAUCCAUCCUCACCAGUCUCUUUAUCUCUCCACCACUCCAUUCCUUGUUUUGUUUUUUUUAUUGCCAGUCUCCAUCACAAUGGCCAAUGCUGCUGACCUGGAGAUUAAAGCCAAGGCCCUCGUUGAAGUUCUGAAGAGCUAUCCUUCUAAAUCCGUUACAUGGGCCGCCAAUAUCACACAGACCUGCAAGGAUGUGAACCUCCUAGCCCCCCUGGCCACAUUGAUGCUUGCCUCUUAUCAACAAUGCGAUGAGAAUCUGUCUGCAUUCAAGAAUGUUCCCAAUGCAGAUGAAACUGUUCGCACUAGUUUGUUCUGA